Molecule: messenger RNA, 222 nt
Organism: Orbilia oligospora ATCC 24927
Lineage: Eukaryota; Fungi; Ascomycota; Orbiliomycetes; Orbiliales; Orbiliaceae
Exons: 2
Coding region: 1-222 (73 amino acids)
Cellular component (GO): cytosol
Source: RefSeq, a predicted model, not a curated record
AUGGCUGCCCAUGCGGAGAAUGUUACAUUCAGACAGUGCGCCCAUCUUGCGACACCGGACCAUGUCACUGCUGAUUUCUGUUUGAUACCUAUAGGAACUCCAACCGCCUCUGUAUCGCAGCAUAUCGCCAACAUCCAAAAAAUGAUUGCGGCAAGUGGAAUCAAGUAUUCUAUGCACUCGGCCGGCACCACACUGGAAGGAUCAUGGGAAGAAGGUACGUAA